AUGGCUUCGUAUGAUAAUCAUAGAGAACCAGAGCAUAGGAGACGGCAUUAUGAUAGUGUAGAUCGUAAAGGGGAAUGGGGAGGAGGAAGAAACUUCCAAAACAGCGAGUUUAUACUUGAACAAAGAAAACGAACUCGCAAAGAAAGUACCUUUUCCAUUUGGCCACCAUCACCUGAAUAUCCAAGCAAAUUAGAACGAUCUUUAUCUCCGGAAAAACCACAUUCUUCUAAAAAAAAGAAACGUUCACAUAGUAUCAGCGAUUCUGAGGCUUCAUCAGAUCUAUCAGAUUAUGAAAGUAUGUAUCAUUCAUUUUUAAAAACUUUUAAAUCUCGCAAACGACGGGAUCGUUCUGCCAGUUUAAGUGCUGAUUCUUCUGCCAGUGAAAGCGAUUCUCCAAGCGAAAUUAAAAAUAAAGGUCGUAGAAAAUCCGAUGAAUUUAUAGAAAUUGAUGAAAAAGAUCUAGAACAAGUUGAUCAUCUUUGGGUUGAAAAAAAAGUUGAAUUACCUGAAGAUUUGUUGAAUGUAGGUCCUGUACCUAUAUCAGUAACUGAUACAAAAUUAGGAGAGCGAGAUUAUGGUGGAGCCUUGUUAGCGGGUGAAGGUUCAGCUAUGGCUGCUUAUGUUCAGGAAGGAAAACGUAUUCCACGUCGUGGUGAAAUAGGUCUUACAAGUGAUGAAAUUCAAUCAUUUGAAGAUGUUGGUUAUGUCAUGAGCGGUAGUCGACAUCGGCGUAUGAAUGCUGUGCGUAUUCGUAAAGAAAACCAAGUUAUUUCUGCGGAAGAAAAACGUGCUCUGAUGCUAUACAAUCAAGAAGAGAAAGCAAAAAAAGAAAACAAGAUUAUAUCAGAUUUUAGAGAAUUAGUUGCAGAUCAGAUGAGAGGAAAGCAAUAA
This is a messenger RNA of Cetraspora pellucida, 891 nucleotides long. The record is from the annotation of a GenBank genome assembly. NCBI's taxonomy places the organism in Eukaryota, Fungi, Glomeromycota, Glomeromycetes, Diversisporales, Gigasporaceae.